CGAUGUGGCCGAUGACGUCAGACAAUUUCAUGAGACUGAGUCGAGAGGUUUGCAGCUUGCACGGAGCAGUCAAAUCAGAACUUUGCUACGGACACAUCUACACCAGAAGAAGGACUCAGAACAAUGAUGGACGUAAUGGGCACCACGCCUUACUAUGAUAUAAACGUUUCUGAUGCCAGCAUCGCAAACGAGACGUUCUACGAGGACGAGUAUGACUACAAGGACGACCACGCCGAGCUGAGGCAAUCUCUCAACAUCAUGUCUCUCAUCGUCUACUGCCUGGCUUUCGUCCUGGGCGUGUUGGGAAACGGCGUGGUGAUCUGGGUAACGGGAUUCAAGAUGAAGAAAACAGUCAACACCGUUUGGUUCCUCAACCUGGCUGUGGCCGACUUCCUCUUCACAGCAUUCCUUCCUUUGAGCGUGACUUACACCGCCAUGGAUUUCCACUGGCCCUUCGGCAAGUUCAUGUGCAAGCUGAACAGCACCAUGAGCUUCCUCAAUAUGUUCGCCAGCGUUUACAUCCUGAUGGUGAUCAGCAUUGACCGAUGCGUGUCGGUGGUCUGGCCCGUGUGGGCUCAGAACUAUCGCAGCGUGCAGAAGGCGUCCUGUGUGAGUCUGGGCGUUUGGGUCCUGGCUCUGAUUCUGAGCACUCCCUAUUUUAUUUUCAAGGACACUGGGCCGUCGUACAACAAUGAAGAAAUCAUCAACUGCUUCAAUAACUUUGCCUUCUCUGAUGAUUAUGUCACGCCACAUGUGACCCAGCUGCGAGAUUUCCGUCAUCAGGCCAUGACCAUGACUCGCUUCUUUCUAGGAUUUGUCAUUCCCUUCACUGUCAUCGUGUCCUGCUACACUGUGAUAAUCCACCGCCUCCGUCGGAACCGUACCUUGGCCAGCCAGUCAAGCCGUCCCUUCAAGAUCAUCGCUGCCGUCAUUGCCACUUUUUUCCUGUGCUGGGCUCCCUAUCACAUCCUUGCUCUGAUUGAGUUGGUCAAUCACAUGGCUGAUUACGACAGCGAAAUAUUGGACAACGUCAUCACUAUCGGGGUCCCGAUAGCUACCAGCCUAGCUUAUCUCAACAGCUGCCUCAACCCGUUGCUCUAUGUGUUCAUGGGACAAGAUUUCAAAGAUAAAGUUCGCAAAUCCAUCCUGAAAGUACUGGAAACUGCUUUCCAGGAAGAGAUUUCCCGUUCCUACACCUAUACAAACUCAAUGGUCACCAGUCGAAGCAAAGAGAAGUCUCUUUCUGAAGCUGAGGUAUAAAGCUGCUCAUGGUAGAGACUGUAAUUGUACAUAGCCAUCGUGAUUGUAUACGACAAAUAAUCACAGAUUUUGCCUCAACUGCAACAAAUCCACACCAACAAUCGUUACAAUGACAAUGAUUUUGCGAACAAGCUGUGAUGCAUUUGUAGGCUAAAACAUUUUGAGGUAUUUUUAGACCAUGCUAGCAUGCAUGUAUGGUCACUACAAAAGGUCUAACUUUACACUAAUUAUUAUUAUAUUUUUAAUUA
This is a messenger RNA of Syngnathus acus (greater pipefish), 1508 nucleotides long. RefSeq names its product chemokine-like receptor 1. Bases 124 to 1260 code for a protein of 378 amino acids. Gene Ontology annotation, cellular component: plasma membrane. The transcript has 2 exons. Gene Ontology annotation, biological process: positive regulation of cytosolic calcium ion concentration; phospholipase C-activating G protein-coupled receptor signaling pathway; complement receptor mediated signaling pathway. The record is from RefSeq and is a predicted model, not a curated record. Gene Ontology annotation, molecular function: G protein-coupled receptor activity; complement receptor activity. NCBI's taxonomy places the organism in Eukaryota, Metazoa, Chordata, Actinopteri, Syngnathiformes, Syngnathidae.